AUGCAACGUCGGUCCGUUCUGCAGCGUCUCUCGUCCGCGCGACCCGCAGCUCUCUUCGCAAACACAGCCAGAGUGCAAUGUCUGAUCACCAGUCUCCCCCGGCAGCUACAGUCGCGGCGGUCACUCUCCUCCGACGCGGGCGCGGGCUCUUCUCCUCCACCGCAGAAGUUAGCCUUCGGCCAGCCGCUUUUUGAGACACACCCGCACCUGCUCAAGCGCGGUGAAGUGACCCCCGGAAUCUCGGCCCUCGAAUAUGCCAUGCGCCGGGCAAAGCUGGCCGCAGAGCUCCCCGACAACUGCAUCGCAAUCAUACCCUCCUCGCACGUAAAGUACCGCUCUGGCCCCGUCUUCUACGACUUCCACCAAAACCCCGACUUCUACUACCUCACCGGCUUCCUCGAGCCCGAGGCCGUCUGCGUCAUCAUCAAGGAAUCCGGCCAGCCCGAAGGCGAACACAUCUUCCAGCUCUACGUGCGCGACAAAGACCCCAAAGCCGAGCUCUGGGACGGCGCGCGCAGUGGCGUCGAGGCCGCCACAGAGGUAUUCAACGCCGACGAGGGCUUCAACAUCGACAACCUCGAGCUGCACCUUGAGCCGUACCUACGUGGCGCGCGCAGCGUCUACACGGACCUGUCUGUAUUCCCAUCGCGCGCGGUCAGCGUGUUCCAUGCGUCGUUUGUGCACUCGGCGCCGGACACGUUUUCGUUUGUGCAUCGGAUCAAGAAGAAGACGGUGCCGCUGGCGCCGGUGAUGCAUGGUCUGCGGAAUGUGAAGAGUGCGGCAGAGGUGGCGAAUAUGAGGAAGGCGGGGAAGAUUAGUGGGAGGGCGUUUAAUAUGGCAAUGCAGGAGAGAUUUCUGACGGAGAGGGGGUUACAUGCGUUUUUGGAGUACCAGUUUAAGGUGGGCGGGUGUGAGAAGGAGGCGUAUGUACCUGUUGUUGCGGGCGGUGAGAACGCAUGCACAAUCCACUACACCAGGAACGACGAAACCCUCAAAAAUGGCGACCUCGUCUUGGUCGACGCCGGCGGCCAAUACGGCGGCUACGUGACGGACAUCACCCGCACCUGGCCCACCUCGGGCGUGUUCACCGCCGCCCAACGCGACCUCUACUCCGUCGUGCUCUCCGCACAAAAAAAAUGCGUUUCGCUCUGCCGCGAAAACGCCAACUUGUCACUCGACGCCAUCCACUCGGUCGCUGAGACAGAGCUCAAGAGCGGCCUGAAGCAGAUUGGCUUUGACGUGGGCGGCAGGAACAUGGACACCUUGUUCCCGCACCAUGUUGGCCAUUUUGUGGGACUGGAUGUGCAUGAUUGCCAUAGUUGCUCGAGGAGUAAGGGGCUGGUGGAGGGGCAGUGUGUUACUGUAGAGCCGGGCGUGUAUGUACCAAACGACGACCGCUGGCCAGUGCAUUUCAGGGGUAUGGGCAUCAGGAUCGAGGAUAGUAUCUGCGUGGGCGAGGAGCACCCCAUUGUAUUGUCGGCUGAGGCCGCGAAAGAGAUUGUCGAUGUCGAGGCGCUUGGCGAGAGUAUUCGCCCAGUGUAG
Morchella importuna is the source of this 1542-nucleotide messenger RNA. RefSeq lists its product as uncharacterized. The record is from RefSeq and is a predicted model, not a curated record. The coding region runs from base 1 to 1542 and encodes 513 amino acids. Gene Ontology annotation, molecular function: metalloaminopeptidase activity; manganese ion binding. Gene Ontology annotation, cellular component: mitochondrion. The transcript is spliced from 7 exons. Lineage: Eukaryota; Fungi; Ascomycota; Pezizomycetes; Pezizales; Morchellaceae.